Trypanosoma grayi is the source of this 3303-nucleotide messenger RNA. RefSeq names its product putative glutamic acid-rich protein precursor. The record is from RefSeq and is a predicted model, not a curated record. Gene Ontology annotation, molecular function: protein binding. Lineage: Eukaryota; Euglenozoa; Kinetoplastea; Trypanosomatida; Trypanosomatidae. The transcript has a single exon. Bases 1 to 3303 code for a protein of 1100 amino acids.
AUGCCGGCCGAGGCGGAUGUGGUUAUCCCUGCACCCGGCGAGACGUUCGUCGGCGAGGACGGAACUGUCUCCGUCGUGCUGGAAGACAACGCCGACGGAAACUACGAGCCGACACAGGAGGAGAUUGAGGAGUUUGCCGCGUGGAUGGGGAUGCAGCUGCCGGAAGACAAAGAGUUUCUGCAUAUUGCCCGUGAUGGGCUAAAGGCGCCUCUGCCGAAGGACUGGCGGCCGUGCCGCACCAAUGAGGACGAAAUCUACUACUUCAACUUUAGAACGGGUGAAAGCACAUGGAACCACCCGAUGGAUGAGUUUUUCCGCGAGAGUUUUAUUAAAGAGAAGGAGCGAAAGAAAACUGGUGGUGGUGCACACAACCGUGAAAGAGGCGGAGUCGGUGGAACUACCACUACUACUGCAGGUGGUGGUGGUGGUGGGGGUGGUGUCAGCAGUAAUAGUGGCGGCUCGGGACUCAUUAUGAAGAUGCCACCACCAGGAACGAUGAGGGAUGCCACGGCGACUUCCCCCGUGGCACUCGGGUCGGCCCUCGGCUCCACGAAGCUAACAACAAACAACGGGCUGACGCUCAAGGGCCUGCCGCCCCGUGUGGUACCUGCAGCUGACGCGGCAAAGCAGACGACACCAAGCGGCGGCGGCGGUGGUGGUGAGCGGCGCAUCAUGUCGGAGGCUGAGAAGAACCUUGAGGAGAAGAUACGCGAGGAGCGCGAGGCGGAGUUCAAGGCAGAGGAGGAAAAGGCGGAGGUGAUGCAACAAGAACGACUGCAGGAGAUGCGGAAAAUGCACGAGACAGAGUUGACGCGACUGCGGGAGGAUCUUGAGGCGAGGUGGGCGGCGGUGCGUGGUGAAGCUGCUGCGGCGGAGGAGGCGGAGCUCAGGCGCAGACGGCGAGAGCUGGAGGACACGUGGAAGGCCAGUCUUGACCGCGAGCGGGUGGAGGAGGAGAAGCUCAAGCAGCAGCUGGCAAGCCUAAAAGAGGAGCACACGCAGCGCGUCGCCAGCGAGGUGGCGAAGGCGGAGGCAACCUUGAAACAGCAGCUUGAGCAGCAGCGGAAGCAGAUGGAAACGAGUGCAGCUGCAUCACUAGAGAAGGUGAGAGCCGAGGCACGUGCCGAAUUCACGGCACGGAAGGAUGCAUUGCGGAACAAGUCACAGGAAGAGAUGAGACAGCUCAAGGAGGCGGCCGAGCGGCGCCAGAAAACAGAAAUGGCCUCGAUGCAAAAGAAACAUGAGGAGUCGAUGAAGCGUCAGGACAACAGUAGCGCUGUAGCAACAACGACAACACCGGCAGCGGCAUCUACAGGCGCAUCAACGGCAGAGAGUGACAGCGCUCGAGUCGCUGCCAUACGCGCGCAAGAGAAAGAAGAAGUCGCCGCCAUUCUGUGUCGAUCACGCGAGGAGCAGGAGACUCUUCGCACCGCAAUGGAGGGGAAGCUCAAACAAAUGCGCAGAGAGCUCUGUGAGCUUGAGGGUCCGGCCCCUGUUUCUCUCGGAAACGCGCGCAGCGCAGCAGCUGGAGCGGCGGGUGACGCACUCGAGGAGUUGCGCCGCCGCUGGAGGGCGGAGGAGAUGGCACGCAUACGGGUACUCGAAGACGACCGCCGAAAGAAACUUGCUGCAGUGCAGCGGCCGCCGCAGGCGUCUUCCACGCCAUCGACACCCUUGUCCCCUGCCUCCACGAAUACGGCCACCACCACCAAUACCACCACCACCAAUACCACCGCCACAACUGCUCCAACAGAAGAGGGUGCGGGUCUCCGUGCGGCCUUCUCCGCUGUGCUAGCUCAGAAGGCGAAGACGCUGCAAGAGACGGAGGAGCUUCUCCGUGCCACACUUCAGGAGGAAUUCACGCGCACCACCGCCCCGAUGGAGGCGCGGGUGACAGGGGCUGUUGAGGGUGCCGUCAAGGUGUUCAUCCGCUCCACUGAGGCGCAGCGGCGGCUCGAGCAGGAGGACUUCGAACGCCGGCGUGACAAGGCGUUGGCAGCCCACAAGGUGGCGAAGGAGGCGUACGACAAGAAGGUCGCCGAGCAGAAGGCGAAGCUGUUGGGAGAAGCCAAGGCGGAGAUGGAGGAGAUGUUGCGCGAGGCGCAGCAGAAGGCGGUGGGGACGGCGCUGCAGGCGAUGGAGGCAGAGCAGCGGUCUGCAGAGGAGAAAAUCCGCCGCCGCUAUGAUGAUGAGCGCCGCGCCUUUGUGGCGGAGAUCGAUGAGGAGAUGCUGGCAUACGCACAGAAGGAGCGCCAGGACGUUGAAGCACAGGAGGAAGCGAGGGCUAAAAAGCAGGAGGAGAAAAUGCGCCUUGCGGCGAAGGAGGAGGCUCUGGUCAAGGCACAAAAGGCGGCGGAAAAAAGAAAAGAGGAAGCAGCAGCAGCAGCGGCGGAAGCAGCAGCGAAACGCCAACCACCACAGACUCCUGGGAUUCCGCUAGAGCUGCUCCAACGGCGCCUUAGCGCGAUAGAGAAGACAUAUGAGGAACAGGAGUUGAAGAUGCAGGCGGAGCUCGAGUCGAUCAAAGCAGAGAUUGCGAGGCUGGGAGAGGCUCUCGUGGUGCAAGAGCAAAAACCACCGCAAGAGCAAGAGCAGCCACAACUGCAGCAGCAGCAGCAGCGACAGUAUCAGCUACAACUAUUACAACAAUAUCAUCAACAACAGCUGCAGCAAAUGCGUGGUGGCCCAAUCGCUGAAAUGAUAUCCUCAACAGCCUUGCAAUCCGGCACGGAAGAAGUCCGACACCCCACGCCCUUCUCUUCCGAGGCAUUGCGAUUUUUGAAUGAACAGCAGCGUGAGUUUAGCACACGGCGCGGGGCCCUUAAUGCUGCUCGUGAGGAUUGGCACAAUGAAGUGCGCAACGCUAGCCUUGCGCCAUCCCUCAACAAUGGCGGCGGGGGCCUGCUGUGCGACACCGCAGAUGCGGGCCCAGUGAACUCGCAGCUGCUCUCGCUCGUCGGUACACUUGGCGACCGCCUCGAGCACCUUACGGGGCACAUCAGCAAACUGCAGGCCGCGAAGGCGUCCGUGUCCCCGGAACGACAUCAUCAUAAUCGUCAACAUCGACACCACCACGAGGAACAGAAACAGCAUCGAAGACACCGUUCCCCCGCGGGCCGCUACCACACACAUGAGAGGGAUGCAUCCGGCACGAAAAGGAAAUCGCCGCGCUUGAGCCCCUCGAAACAGCGGCCACACACCGAGCUUGUGCAGAAGUGGAGUCAGAUCCUUCUCGAUCUCGCGGCACCGCCACAGCGCCAUGGCGAACUUAGCGCCUCCAUUCAGCGCUUCGUGACGGAUUAG